This is a messenger RNA of Cydia pomonella (codling moth), 3209 nucleotides long. RefSeq lists its product as uncharacterized. The transcript is spliced from 2 exons. The coding region runs from base 1627 to 2418 and encodes 263 amino acids. Gene Ontology annotation, molecular function: nucleic acid binding; zinc ion binding. The record is from RefSeq and is a predicted model, not a curated record. Lineage: Eukaryota; Metazoa; Arthropoda; Insecta; Lepidoptera; Tortricidae.
ACAAAUUGUAAUAUCUGUGUAAUGUUCUAGCAAAAUAAAUGAUUUUGAUUCUGAUUCUUUAUGUAUUUAUAGGAGGAUGCAUUAAUUACAUUUUGUAGAUGUCACGUGUAUAAGACGGAUCCCCUAUGGGUUAAUUCUUGAUAAUGGGUUACCGAGCGGAUCCCAGACUUUCUUAUAACCAGCGUUUAAGCAUACCAUUGUAACUUUAUUACAUGCAAAUGUAAUUAAAUGCACAGGUAAAAUAGGUUCGUAAACCUUUAUUAGGGUUCCGUAGCCAAAUGGCAAAAAACCGGCCAAGAGCAUGUCGGGCCACGCUCAGUGUAGGGUUCCGUAGUUACUCUUCCGUCACAAUAAGCUAAACUGGAGCUAAAAGUAUAGUAAAUUGUUAACCAAGGGAUGAAACGGUACCUUUCACCCGAGUUAAACAAAUAGGCAAAUUUGCAUAAUCAGUACCUAAUUAAAGUAAGUCUAGCAGUACUAUGAAGGGAAAUCUUUUUGCGAUAACUCAAAAACAGCUAAACUGAUCAUUUCCGCUAUAGUUUUCAUUUAAUGUCUUUCUUAAGCUCUACUUCCACGAUUUUUUUCAUAUUUUUUGGACCUAUGGUUCAAAAGUUAGAGGGGGGGACAAUUUUUUUUUUCUUUCGGAGCGAUUAUCUCCGAAUAUAUUCACUUUAUCAAAAAAUGUUUCUUGAAAACCCCUAUAAGUUUUGAAAGACCUUUCCAACGAUACCCCACACUCUAGGGUUGAAGCAAAAAAAAAAAUUUCACCCCCACUUUACGUGUAAGGGAGGUACCCUAAAAAAAAUUAAAUUUUUUGAUUUUAUUGUACGACUUUGUCGGCUUUAUUGAUUUAUAUAUCCAUGCCAAAUUUCAGCUUUCUAGCACUAAUGACCACGGAGCAAAGCCUCGGACAGACAGACAGACAGACACACAGACAGACAGACAGACAGACAGACGGACAUGGCGACCCGGGUAUGUCCUUAAACUACGUCCAAAAGAGAGGUAUGGGCAAUGUGAAUGUCAUCUCGCCUUGUGUGGUAGGGCACAGCACAGCAGAUGUCAUUCCAGAUCUAGAGCAGAGCCCAACUGGGGAAGGACCUCCACCUUACAGAAAACCGCAGCCAAAUAACACUUGACCCUACUCAUAGUGUUGUGUUCCUGCCGGUGAGUAAGGUUGCCAGAGCUCAACGAGGGGGGUGGGGUUAGGGUCGGCAACGCGCAUGUAACUCCUCUGGAGUUGCAGGUGUACAUAGGCUACGGAGACUGCUUAACAUCAGGCAGGCCGUAUGCUUGUUUGCCACCGACGUAGUAUAAAAAAAAAAAAAAAAACUAUAAGGGUUCCUAGUUGACUACGGAACCCUAAAAACGGAACCCUUAUAGAUUCGUCAUGUCCGUCUGUCUGUCCGAUUAUGUCACAGCCACUUUUUUCCGAAACUGUUGUAUAUGCAUGCAUAGGUAGAUGUACGUACGCACGGUGGCUGCGCCCACCGCGAUAUAAACCAGUUACCGUGUUAAAUAAAACAGUUCGCUAAUGGCUACGUUGUGUGUCACUUGUGUGCCUUCCCGACCCAUAUCUAUCAGUGGCGACGAUUCGAUAAUUACCUCGCGUGUUAAUCGCCGUGUAUCAUGGCAACUUCAAACUCGGUCGGCUUAUUUUCAAGUUUUAACCAUGAACAACAAGAGUGGCUUACGUACAAAAAUAGGCUUGAACAGUGGUUCAUCGCAAACAACAUCGACGAUGCAAGCGAUAAAUCGGGUGUGAGAAGGCGCGCCAUCUUGUUAAGUGCACUUACCGAAAGCACCUAUCAAUUAGCAAGUAACCUUGCUCUGCCCGGUGUUCUUGAAAACAAAAGUUACUGUGAAGUGGUACAGUUAUUGGAUGCGCAUUUUACUCCAAAGCGCUGUGUUUUUGCGGAGCGUUAUCACUUUCAUUCUGCAGUGCAGAAGGUAGGCGAAACUUCAGCGCAGUGGGCCGCGCGGCUGCGCGGGCUCGCGGCGCAUUGCCAGUUCAAGAACAUUGAGGAGGCGCUUCUGGACAGAUUUAUCAUGGGCAUGCAGUCUGGUAAAGAGCGCGAAAAAUUGUUUUCGAAGGAGCUUGGCGAACUCACCCUAGCGAAAGCAAUAGACAUAGCUGAAAGUGUGCGGUGCGCCCGCGCCGCAGCCAGCGCGACCUUGGCUCCGACCGCGACGGCGGUGGUGCCCGGCGCUGAGAGCGUGUUGAAGAUCGGCGAGACUACAGCGGGCCGCGGGAAUAAAUGUUCUGUAUGCGGUCUAAGUAGCCAUAAAACGGAGAACUGUCGUUAUGUAAAUUACAAGUGCAAAAAGUGUAAAAAGAAGGGUCACUUACGUAAGAUGUGUAACCUCAAAUACGUUGAGUCAGAGGAGGUGAGCGAGGAUGAUGAUGUGCUCGCAGAUUAAACAUUACGGUGGUGUAAACAGAUGUCCAUUCAUUACGGACGAGUUAGUUUUAUAUAAACACUUUACAAAUAAAAAUCAUUUUACUUGGACCCUGGGAACUAUAGUAAAAAACUUAGGUCGUGUGCUUUAUCUUAUAAGAGACAAAAAAACAAACAAAAUAGUGAAAGACAUAUUAAUCAAAUUGUUAAAAAUAAGGGCCAAGUCACACCGACAGCCGAGAGUCUCUCCGAGCCAAACAAAACACCGGAAGUCUCCAGCGAAUCAUCAUCUCCUGACGCACCUCCUGUUUUUGAUAUCGGGCCUCAGCCUGCCGCACCAUUUACCGUGGUGCCUAACAUAGCUGGUGGACCGGAGGCAAUGACGAGGCAAUCUUCGUCACAUGAGCCAGCAGGCCUGAAUAACGAAGAUGAACUGAUGAUGGGGGAGGAGGAAGAUGCGAGGCCUCUCGAGACAGCGUCUGUGGCCAUGGCAAGCCCAGCUACGGUGCCUGCGCCGGCAACCGCCGCCGGCCGCGCGCCGCCGUCGCCGCCCGGCGCCGCAGCGGACGACGCCCCUCCUGAAUCCGCGGAUCCGCCGGCCGCGUCCACACGGCUCAAGCGGGCUCGUCCGCGUUUUGAUUAUAAAUAGUUCUUCUAAGCUGGUCGGACUGUGCUAGUUUUAGGUUAGUGUAAGAAACUAUGGGGAAGGGAUUGUUGUAUAUGCAUGCAUAGGUAGAUGUACGUACGCACGGUGGCUGCGCCCACCGCGAUAUAAACCAGUUACCGUGUUAAAUAAAACAGUUCGCUAAUGGC